Molecule: messenger RNA, 7759 nt
Organism: Triplophysa dalaica
Lineage: Eukaryota; Metazoa; Chordata; Actinopteri; Cypriniformes; Nemacheilidae
Gene: arhgap44a
Product: Rho GTPase activating protein 44a
Biological process (GO): regulation of actin cytoskeleton organization; neurotransmitter receptor transport, endosome to postsynaptic membrane; modification of dendritic spine
Cellular component (GO): cytoplasm; leading edge membrane; presynaptic active zone
Molecular function (GO): protein binding; GTPase activator activity
Source: RefSeq, a predicted model, not a curated record
CAGCAGCAUCUCGAGCAGUCGAGCGCGGCGCAAAAUGCAUUGAAAUAUGCAUCUUAGGACAUUUCCAUCCAUCUUCUGUUUGCCAUGAGGGCGUGUGACGGGAAUAACGUGGACGUUCGCAUCGGAAUACGGGCCUUUAUUUUGAGAGAAAUGCGGAUUGUUUUGCGCUUGAGGUGUUAAAGCAGAAAAUAUAUAUCUUUAAAAAAUGAAGAAGCAAUUCAAUCGGAUGCGACAGCUCGCCAACCAGACCGUUGGCAGGGCAGAAAAAACAGAGGUCCUGAGUGAAGAUCUGCUACAGGUGGAGAAGCGUUUGGAUCUGGUAAAGCAGGUCUCUCACAGCACACACAAGAAACUAACCGCCUGUCUGCAGGGACAGCAGGGCACUGAUGUAGACAAGAGAUCAGUUAAAUCACCCGCAAAGAAACUGCCGCUGACAACACUUGCUCAAUGUAUGGUUGAAGGAGCGGCUGUGUUAGGGGACGACUCUCUUCUCGGCAAAAUGCUUCAACUCUGUGGGGAUUCGGAGGAGAAGUUGGCCCAAGAGCUGCUUAUUUUUGAGAUUCAGAUUGAAAGAGAUGUUGUGGAGCCUCUGUAUGUGCUGGCAGAGGUGGAAAUUCCGAACAUUCAGAAACAGAGAAAACAUUUAGCCAAGCUUGUCCUGGACAUGGAUUCUGCAAGGACACGGUGGCAACAGUCAUCCAAAUCUUCGGGUCACCCCAGUAAUGCACAGCAAGGCGGAGCCAAAGGUGAUUCUCUGAGGGAGGAGAUGGAGGAGACAGCCAAUCGGAUGGAGAUCUGCAGGGACCAGCUUUCAGCCGACAUGUACAACUUUAUGGCCAAAGAAAUCGACUAUGCAAACUACUUUCAAACGCUCAUCGAGGUUCAGGCGGAGUAUCACAGGAAGUCUCUGGAGAUUCUGCAGGGUGUGCUGCCACAAAUCAAAGCUCACCAGGAGGCCUGGAUAGAGAAGCCAUCGUAUGGAAAACCUUUAGAGGAACAUCUGGCCCUCAGUGGCAGGGAGAUCGCUUUCCCCAUUGAAGCCUGCGUCACCAUGCUGCUGGAGUGUGGCAUGCAGGAAGAGGGUUUAUUUCGAGUGGCCCCCUCGGCCUCCAAGCUGAAGAAGCUCAAGGCGUCGCUGGACUGCGGGGUUAUUGACGUGCUGGAGUACUCGGCCGAUCCGCACGCCAUUGCAGGGGCUUUGAAGUCUUACCUGCGUGAACUUCCCGAACCUAUAAUGACCUUGGACCUCUAUGACGAGUGGAUUCAGGCCUCAAAUAUUCAAGAUAUGGAUAAAAGACUUCAAGCCCUGUUGUCUACAUGUGAGAAACUACCAGCAGACAAUUUGAACAACUUCAGAUAUUUAAUCAAAUUCUUAGCCAAACUCACAGAGUAUCAGGAUGCCAAUAAAAUGACACCAGGUAACAUAGCAAUAGUUCUCGGGCCAAACCUGCUGUGGACGCAUUCUGAAGGGAACAUGACAGAAAUGAUGACCACCAUGUCCCUGCAAAUCGUCGGCAUCAUUGAGCCGAUCAUCCAACACGCUGACUGGUUCUUCCCUGGAGACAUCGAGUUCAACUUGACAGGCAGCUAUGGUAGCCCAGUCCACACCAACCACAACUCCAACUACAGCUCCAUGCCUUCUCCGGACAUGGAACAAUCAGAUCGCAAGCAGCAGCACGACCAGGGCCGACGCCCCCUCAGUGUUGCCACUGACAACAUGAUGCUGGAAUUCUACAAGAAGGAUGGCAGCAUCAGGAAAAUUCAAAGUGUCGGUGUCAGAGUGAUGGACACGUCUUGGGUAAAGACAAAAGGUUCCUCUACGCUGGCCCGCAAGAGCUCGUCCACCCCUCCAAGCGCGCAGCCGCCCGGCUCUCCCGCUGAUACCCUGAUCACAGAACAGUCCGGCGAGCUGGCUACAUCUCCAACCCCCACUCCUCCUCUCGGAGACAGGGGCAGCUCAGACGACGUGUCGCCCAAUCGGCCGGAUUCCUCACAUGUCUAUACGUCCCACGUGGAGGAGCGGCCACCUCCCCCUUACCCUUCCUCUUCCUCUCACCCCGCCCCUCAUCAUUUCUACCCCAAACCACCUAUCUGCGCUCGGCCCGUGGCCCCCGGCCCUGAGUCCCAGCCUCCCAGCUCCCCGCCUCAGCCCCUGCGUUGGGCCGGAUUCAGUCCCCCUCAGCCACAGCCCCAACCCCAGCCACCCCCUUCCUCUUCCUCCUCGUCUUCCUCUUCCUCACUCGAUAUCAACUCCAACCCCAAACCUAGCUGCCUGCACUUCCCCAAACACAGCCCCCUGUGUGACGUGCCGCAUGCCGCGCCGCCUGACGCCAAUGCCUCGCCCCUCUACAUUAAAACUCCUCUCGUGCUGACCCGCCAUGACACGUCCCUCGGAAACCCCCCUAGCCUCCCCUCCUCCGCCCCCCCACCGUGGGCUGCCUGUCCGUGUGCCCGCGACAGAGGACCCCCCUGGCUGACUAGCACUCUGAAGAGCAAGGAGCUCUCUCCCGUGAUUGGUCACAAGUCUAUGCAGGCGUCAGGAGCAACAGUGCCCCCUGUCUGCGGUCAGCAAAGCAAUAGCCAGUCACCCCACUCAGCCGAGCAGAGCCCCCACACAUUACACAAAGCCUCUAAGAAACUCGCCCCUGUGCCACCCAAGGUUCCAUACGUCCAGUCAGGGGGGAUGUCAGACCAAUCCACAGGUCAGCCGUCUCCGGUUAGCCUGUCCCCCACUCCCCCAAAUACUCCCUCCCCUUACAGUCUGGGCUGUCCUCCUGGACAUGCGCCCGCCUCUUCCCCAGGCCAGACCACAUUAGGGGGACCCCAUACAUUAUCUUCUCCGCCCUCUCUGACCGGUACACUCACAAAGUCCAGGCCCACCCCAAAGCCAAGGCAAAGACCCAGCCUGCCCCCUCCCCAGCCACCCACCGUCCCCCCUACAGUCCCCCAACCCUUGGAGCAGGGUCUACUUGAUGGAUUGUCCCCCGGGGAGAGCAUGUCCACAGCAGAUUUCUUCAGUUUGGAAAUCCCCUCCUUCAAUGUCAAUCUGGACAGCCUGCUGGACGAGUUCAGGGUGGUUCCCUGUCGGAGCUCCUUUGCGGUCAGCUCUCCGGAGGGGGAGUCCGUGUCCGAGGAGGAGGGCCAGAGCACCACGCUUUAAGCCCUGAGCCCACCCAGCAGUUUGUCAGCCUCGUCCCAAGUGAAACCCGCCCUUGCCAAACCCCGGAGACCCGCCUCUUCUGGUCUGCGACAUGACAUGGGAGACUAAAACAGUCGCAAACCUCUCAACAGGUGCCAUAAAAACGCAACAGAAUGGAUUUCAUUCAAAACCCCACUGAGGAACCAGGAGUUAGGUGUUCCUGUUCGUUUCUCGAACGAUUGUGUCUGUCUGUGUUGUUGGUAUCGUUUUAUUUGGAUGUUUUUAUUUCUGCCUUAUCAGAGCUGCAGUUACAAAACAAGUGCACAUAGGAAGCAAUUCGCUGACUUCAGAUGAUCCUCACACACUUUGUUGUGCUGGAGGAUAUGGAUCUUAGGCCUUCUUUGCUUUCCCUACAGGGUCCAAGGAGAUACUCUUUCUAGAUGUACAAUAGUGGCAUAUAGCAUGCAGAUUUAUUUGUGUCUAAUUUUGCAGUGCUUGGGCCUCAUAUGUGGUCUUUCUCUCGGUCACAUCAGCUCUUUCUGAUUUCGCAAUAUCUUUAACCUUCACGCUACAUUGCUUUAGCAAAGAUAGUACAAUAAACUAUUUGAGUUAAAGGGAUAAUUCGGAGGCAAAACAAAAUAAAUUCCAUCAUGCUUUACUUACCCUCAAGGCAUCCUGGCUGAAUAUGACUUUCUUCUUGAAGAAUAAUGCAGUCAAGAGUUAUAAUACCAAUUUUUUGAAGCUCCAAAAAUUGCAUCCAUCGAUCACAUAACUGCUCGCCACGGCUCCGCGGUCUUAACCAAGGUCUUCUGAAGCGGUAAAUUUCCGGAAAAACAAGCUUCUAGUUCACGUGCAGCAGAUAGAUAACGGAAGCUGGACAUUAUCAUUAAUAGUGCUGACAAUAUGGUUAUUUCUCUUAAACAAACGCAUUGAUUCUCUUCAGUAGACCUUUGUUACGACCACGGAGCCGUGUCAAGCAGUUUUUUGAUUAAUGGAUUCACUUUUUGGAGCUUCAAAAAAUAGCCCCCCAUUCACUCCCAUUCUACCGCUUGUAUGAAAAAACGUGGUUUUAUAACUCCUACUGCAUCAUUCUUCAAGACGAUAGUCAUAUUCAGUCAGGAUGCCGUGAGUGUGAGCAAAACAUGGGGGAAUUUUGUUUUGCCUCUGAAAUAUCCCUUUAAUAGUUGGGUUAAACAGCUGCUGUAAUAGCUCAUAAUACAGUGAAAUAACUGCUGCAGUACAAUAUUAUACAGUCCCAGAAAGCAAGUUAGGUGGGUGGUAGAAAAUCCAGGGCUCCCACGAUCACAAAAACUUGAAAAUAUCAGGAAAAUGUUAAUGUGUGGAUUCAACCGAGGGGGAAACUGGAAGUCUUUAAAUGUCACUGAAAACUUAUAAGGGAAAGUCUAUAUUUCUGUAGAAAUACAAAUGAUUAUACAAAUAUUUGUAGUUUGGUUCUAAUGUAUUUUGUCAGACAGAGAUUAUAUGUUAAGAAUCUGUAAACAUAUUUUUAAUUCAUUGAUCCAAAGGUGUGGGAACCCUGGAGCUAUUUAAUUUGUCUUGAUCCAUACAAAGAAAUCGUUCUUGCCCUAACAUGGGUCCUAUCGUAAUACGUUUCUCCCAGAUAUUUUCAUACUUUUAGGAGACACUACCAAGACUACCGCCUUGCAUUUUCUGUUGUCUCUCUGCAGCCACAUGCCCUCCAAAGUGCUUCAUGCAGUGCCACACUAUCCCUUAUGUAUAUACCCUGAACUGUGUACAAAGAUGUGUAGAUACGUGUCAAUCAGAGGACAAUGAAAAGGCAAAUAUGAAUUAUAUAUUCAUAAAUGUGACAUGCCAUAUUUAUCUUGUAUAGAGAAAAUGUUCUGAGUAUUACUUUGUCCCUGAGCACUUUUUGUCAGGUUCACAUAGCAAGUGAGUUUUUUGCACUUUUGUAAGCCAUGAACUAUGUGUAGAAUAUGAAUGCAGGCGUUUAGGUAAAGUUACUGUACUCCCGAGAGAGAUUUAUCCCUAAAGCAACCUCAUCGAUAACAGCCUUAAUCGACAGCAACAACAGAAACUGUAUAGAUCAAAAUAAUAUAUGAAGUCAACAGAUUUUACUAGAUGUAUAACAUUUCUUCAAAUCUUUAUAUUGUAAAGCAACUGGUGGAUUACAUAAGUGAAAAUGACUCGGCAGAAACAUGGACCCCUUAAAAGUAGUCGGACACUUAAGUCAUACUUUAAAAUAUGAAUACAUUAGACAACUUUUAAGAUGUAAUGCAAAAUUUCAUGUGUCACAGUAAUUUUAGUGGACGUAUGAAGUCAGAAAUGAAUUGCCACAAAGUAACGAAAUGCUUUGUGUUUUUAAUUCUGUUCUCGCAAAGUCCUUACGUUUAAUCAUUUAAAACCUAAUCGUCCUUUUGUGAAAUAUUUUGCUUGAAAAAUGUGUUUCUACUUUCUUUAAAAUACCAUUUAAACAUCUUUAAUGUGCCUCGAGUGUCCAAAUCCUUUAAGGGGCCAUGGUAGUGUAUCUCCACAUAUAAUGAUACAGAUAUAACUUGGCAGGGAUCCUUUUUAUUAAAUGUUACCUUAAAGGUAUCAACCCCAACAAAUCCUUUAGUUUCAUUGCUGUUCCCCAAACUAAUCUAAUGCCGAACCGAGAUGGCACAAGCUUGGCCGGUUGUUUGCUCAACAACCGGAUGCUGCAGUUUCUAAUAUCUGAACUUGUACAAAACUUUAGGACUUUAUUAAGAUCAAACAACGUGGAUUAACUUUUGUCUAUAGCUUGUGAUAGGAGUGGGCACAACAAACUUCUGAACGAUCAUCUCGACUGGCGGUGGAAUAGCCAUGGCUUACUUCUCUACUUUCUCUAUAUGAAUAAGCAUUAGUGUAUGUCAGGGACAAGAGGACUUUUUUUUUUCGUUUUGCUGAAAUCUGUGAUAUGCCUCGGUGUGUGUUCUUGAUGAAAUAUAGUCUAAUGAUUAUUGGUGACUGAGUUCUAGUUGUAGUUUAUACACAAUAAUACUUGCAAGUGCCCUCACUAUCAGUAUUUAUAAUCUGAAGCUAACGGUGAGUUUCGUGCGUACGUGAGGUUCUGUUUGUGCCGAUUCUGCUUUGUUCUGUGAGGAAGCAGUCGUGUGUGUGUAAGUGUGUGUUUGCGUGCGCUGGUUGAAUGUGAUUUGGCCUUUACUCUGAUGUGCACUGGGGUAAAAGCACAUUGAUACGUUAUAGCAGCUGCAAUAGACGCAUGGUUUAUUUUCUUGACUAAGGUGACACUUUAAAGCUCAUGUCUUUCUAUUAGCGAUUAUACCGAAUGCUUCUGUAAUUGUUAUUGGGAGGGUUUUAUACAGUGUGUAUAUGCAUUCUCAUUUAAGUUCUGUACUGUUUUUUCAGAUGAAAGGCACAAGGUAUGUCACAUCAAAAGAGCAUCUUUAAAUGGAGCCAGGGUUUGUCAUGAGGUUUCCUUCUUUGUUUGUUUGUAACAAUACUUUUGUCCAGUAAAUGAAAUGUUUAAGAUAGUGUUUUAAGUAGAGUGGAUGUAAUAGCCAUGAAAAGUGUUGCAAACAGAAUUUACUGUAAUGUAGGUCCACACAGAAUCUGCAUGUGGGAGUCCAGGUCCUAUUUUAUUUCAAAAGGAAAGAAAUUAGAAAUUAUAUUUUGGCUAAGUCUGUUUUAGGACCGUCAAGAAAUUUUUUUAAUGAUAAUCAAGCACAUUUUCAUCCCAGUUCUCAUUACUGUAAUGCAAAAAAUAUAUAUAUUGCAAUAUUAUUUAAGCUACAUUUAUGCAUCAUACUCGUAUUUGUUGUAAUUGCCUUAAUUUAUAGCCCAUUAUUUUAAAAAGAUGUGGUGUUACGGUAUUUUUACUACAGUACGGAACACAAUUAUUACAGUAAUGAAAAUAACGAGAACAAAAAUUAACCUAUAAAUGCCCCCAACAAUGGAAAAUAAUAAUGAACGCAAAGAAAUUACUGCCACAUAAAGACAAAGAGAAAAUAUUGUUUUUAUUGCUAUGAAAUAAUUGGUGAUUCAUAAACAUUUUUCAUUCUUAACUUUUCAGAGAUUUCUGUGUGUGGCCUACUGAUUCCUUGAUAUGAUUUUAAAACAUAUCACUCUUAUCACUUUUCUUUGGAAUGCAGGAACAUGAUGGUGUUGUGUUUUGAGUAAAUAAAAUGUAAUACACGCAUUAAAGUGAAAAAUGUGUAAAGAUAAAUCAGUUCAAUAAUUUAUUGGUUAUACUUCUUAACAACAUGAAUUGUUUAAAAACAUGUUUAGAACAGAAUGGCCAAACAUGUGUUAAAGUCCAGUGGGUGGGUGUGGCAGAACAGACCAUGCAUUUCUUAUUUCCUUUAGAUAAUUCUGUUUCCAAUGACACGUUACCAGCCAAAAGACAACCGAGACAAGAAUGAAGCAGGGAUUUGUGAACAGGGGAUGAGUUAAUUAUGAGUGCACAUUAUCCAACAAUGUACAGUCCUUUUCACACCUGCUUAUACCCAACUAAUGUACAAAUCUGCCUGUCAAAUGUACAAAUCACACCCUCCUCAGCUUAGCAUUUCAGUGGAAAAACACAGUGUGUACUGUGAAGCCUGCUGCAGUCCUUAUCAGAAUGUCAGAAAUACAUAUAUAUUAAACUCUACAUUUGUAAUA